AUGCUUCGCGGGAACACACGCACCUAUAUGCGCGGAGCAGGGAUCCAUUAUCGCCCAUCGAGUUCACAGAUUCGGCUGUCCAUCCAUGAAACGUCGUCGUACACUGACACGAUCAACUACAUCGAGUCCAUCGUACCCGCAGCGAGCCGUUCAAUUGGCACGAUUCUGGGGUAUCGAGGGAACGAUCCGAGCAGAGCGCCUGGUCAAGGGCAGUCAGCUGAAAUGCUGGCGGUAUACGAAUGGCCGGACAAAAUGGGAAAAGGAGAUGACAUGCAGGGUAAUGUCAUCGCGCAGUCUAUGAAUCUCUGCAGAUUCAGAGAUCAAGACCUCUAA
Messenger RNA from Pleurotus ostreatus (oyster mushroom), 333 nucleotides. RefSeq lists its product as uncharacterized. The transcript has 2 exons. The record is from RefSeq and is a predicted model, not a curated record. Bases 1 to 333 code for a protein of 110 amino acids. NCBI's taxonomy places the organism in Eukaryota, Fungi, Basidiomycota, Agaricomycetes, Agaricales, Pleurotaceae.